UUUUCUCAUCUUUCUUGGCUUUAAAUUAUCACAAGUAAAGUAGUACUUAUUAAGUUUUCAAGUAAGAAAAAAUGGGAUUUAAAGCAUUUGUAGUUCUAAGCUUUGCUUUGGCUAUUUUUGUGUUUAUAACCUCAGAUGUUGCAGCUAGGGAGUUGGCUGAGAGCUCCACCAAUUCUUUGGAAAUCUCAAAGGAAUCCGAGAAGAAAAAUGAGGUAAAUGACGCCAAGUAUCCAGGAGGAGGAUAUGGAGGGUACCCUGGAGGCGGUUAUGGAGGGUACCCCGGAGGUGGGUACCGAGGGUACCCUGGAGGCGGGUAUGGUGGGUACCCUGGUGGUGGACGUGGACGUGGACGUGGAGGUUAUGGAGGCGAAUAUUGCCGUUAUGGUUGUUGCGGCCGCCGCGAUUACAAUGGCUGCAGGAGGUGCUGCUACGACAAAGGUGAAGCCCUGGUCACUGAAGCUAAGCCUCACAACUAAUUACUAUGGAAUAUGAAGAUUCAAUGGUGGCUAUAUAUUGUGUUUUUUUAGUAAUAGUUUUGGUGUUGGAAGUAUGAAUAAAUGUAUCUUUUUCAUUUGCCUGUACUGUUCAUCUAUAUAUUUGAGUGUAAUUGUUGAAACAUAAUUAUAAUUAAUUAACUUA
Nicotiana tabacum (common tobacco) is the source of this 639-nucleotide messenger RNA. RefSeq names its product glycine-rich protein-like. Lineage: Eukaryota; Viridiplantae; Streptophyta; Magnoliopsida; Solanales; Solanaceae. The record is from RefSeq and is a predicted model, not a curated record.